Messenger RNA from Toxotes jaculatrix (banded archerfish), 879 nucleotides. RefSeq names its product arylamine N-acetyltransferase, pineal gland isozyme NAT-10-like. The record is from RefSeq and is a predicted model, not a curated record. NCBI's taxonomy places the organism in Eukaryota, Metazoa, Chordata, Actinopteri, Toxotidae. Gene Ontology annotation, molecular function: acetyltransferase activity. The transcript has a single exon. The coding region runs from base 7 to 879 and encodes 290 amino acids.
GGCAAGAUGAAUUUGGAGAAGUACUUCAAAAGAAUUGGUUUCCAUGGCUCAUAUGAAAACCCGGAUCUUGCAACACUGAAGCUGAUCCAUAAACAACAUGUCUUGUCUAUUCCGUUUGAAAACCUCAGCAUUCACUGUGGUGAGAAGAUCAUCAUGGACCUUGAAGUCAUUUUCAAUAAGAUAGUGAGGAGCAGUCGUGGGGGUUGGUGCCUUGAGAACAACUUCCUGUUCAGCUGGGUGCUGAGAGAAAUGGGCUACAACACUACGACCUUGGAUGCCAGAGUUUUCAACAAUACCCUCAAUGACUUUGGUCCUCUUGAUACUCAUCUCGUCAACAAGGUUAUCAUUGAUGGAAAGGCUUACAUAACAGAUGUAAGCUUUGGGGUGUCUUCCCAAGUGUGGGAGCCCCUGGAGCUCAUCUCUGGAAAGGACCAACCUCAGGCAGCGGGGAUCUUUCGUCUCAUAGAUAAGGGGGGCAUCUGGGUGCUGGAGAAGACUGGUAGAAAGCCAGAGGUCGUCAAUCCAGAGUUUGCUGAAUCAAGUCUGGUAAACAGGAAGGAAACGCAGCAGAUCUACUGCUUCACCUUGGUGCCUCGGGAACCAGAUCAUUUCUUUGAGAUAAACCACACACUUCAGACAGAUCCUAAUUCGCUGUUCACCAAUAAGUCCAUCUGCUCUUUGCAAACACCCACAGGGUUCAGAGCCCUGAUUGGCUGGACCUACAGUGAGGUCACCUACAAACCUGAGGAAGGUGUUGAUGUCUUAGACAUGAGAGACAUACCAGAUGAUGAGAUAGAACAAAUUCUGAGGGAAAAGUUCCGUGUAAAGCUGCAGAAGAAACUAAAGUCUGUAAACAAUAAGGUAUGCUACACAAUCUGA